Messenger RNA from Glycine soja, 555 nucleotides. RefSeq lists its product as uncharacterized. The transcript has a single exon. Bases 1 to 555 code for a protein of 184 amino acids. NCBI's taxonomy places the organism in Eukaryota, Viridiplantae, Streptophyta, Magnoliopsida, Fabales, Fabaceae. The record is from RefSeq and is a predicted model, not a curated record.
AUGUCGAAAAAGGUAAUUCUUCCGACGGUGGCGUCUCACCGGCGACAGCCACUGCUGCUGCAGCAGAGCGAGAGCUACCGGAAGGCGGGGACGCGGCUCAUGGGGGAGGCGGUGGGCGGCACCGCCGCCGUGUGCUGCUGCUUCUCGUUCGGCCUGGCCAACAUUAUAUACCUGGCGAUUUACAAGGUUCCGGCGAAGCUGUGCCAGGAGGCGCUGCGAAGGAAGCGCCGCCGCCGCCGCCUGCAGAUCAGCAUGGAGGAAGGGGCGGCGAUCCCGUCACGGCCGCGGUGCACGUGCGGCUGCUGUGAUGACAUCGUCGGCGCCGGGCGGGUUUACCCGCUGUGCAGCGACGACGGCAGUGACGUGGCGGUGCUGCGGAGCCGGAGCUCGGUGGAGAAGGACAAGGAGGUGGUGGAGUUGGAGGAGGAGAUGUGGGAGAGGUUUUAUGGCAGUGGAUUUUGGAGAAGCCCCUCUCAGAGAGAAAACUCUUCUUCGCAACAAAGGAUCGCUACCACUGUUUCUGCUCAUAAUCUUCAGGUUGUUGAUGUUAAUUAA